Dioszegia hungarica is the source of this 624-nucleotide messenger RNA. RefSeq lists its product as uncharacterized. The transcript has 2 exons. The record is from RefSeq and is a predicted model, not a curated record. NCBI's taxonomy places the organism in Eukaryota, Fungi, Basidiomycota, Tremellomycetes, Tremellales, Bulleribasidiaceae. The coding region runs from base 1 to 624 and encodes 207 amino acids.
AUGUCUCUCAAAUACGUCCAUGACCUCUACGGCCAGCUCUCAAGCUGGUUGUCCGCAAAAAUGGGCCAGACUGCCAGUAUGGCCACCGAUCCAAGCCCCACCUUCACCUUCCCCACUCCUGAUCUGGACGGUACAUACACACUGAUUAUGCACGCUCCUGGCUCAUAUGAUUUACCCUUCGUCCUUCCUUCCCACAUUGGCACCGCCCUGCACUCGCACGCGUCUUCGGGUCUCGGCUACACCUCUCCUCCGACGGAAAGGUUCAGCUGCUCUGGCGAUGUUUCGACAUCAGCCGUCUUGAGGCUCGACCGCAAGGACAAGGACACGUUUGUCAACAUCUGCAAGACGACCUACGCGGACGCGGCGAAGCAGGCGGUGGUGACAGAGGGACCUGAAGCCUGGAGAUCUCACGCAUGGAUCGAUUGUCUUCGUUCGUCGGCAUUUCCAACAGGUAUGUAUGCAUCGCGGACUGUCACUAUCAGCGAGGCCCAUCCUGGCCCAUCUUCCCAGCUUGCACCGCUUGCACCGCUUGCACCGCUGCAGCCAGUGCUGGGCCAGCUGGCCGCCGCUGCCACUUUGAGUGCCACAUUCCACCUUGCCGAUCGGGAUUGCCUGAUCCGGUAG